CAAAGCGCGUCUCCUCGUCCUCGACUUCGUGUUCCUCUUCGUGUUCUUCGUGUUCAAGUGGAGGCCACGAGCACUCCAGCUCCAGCUCCAGCCACAGCUCUAGCAAGCAACAGUCUCCAAGAGCCAAGCUUCUUAGUACUCAAAAGAUCUUCGGCAGGCAAGGCUUGCAUCGCUCAAGCUCGAGGGCGAGGAGCCGGAGUGCCAGUAAGCUCGUGCCACAAUGGAAGCGAGCGGAAUGGCAUGCUGUGCUACAAGCAGUGCUCCGCAAACCACACCGGAGUCGGGCCGGUGUGCUGGAGAUCGUGUCCGAGCGACACCCGCGACAUGGGCGGUGUUUGCUGGAGCUCCUACGGCAAAGGAUGCUGUUGCACAGUCUUCGGCUGCUGCGGAGGCUGCAAACCAGGAUACAAGGACGCCGGAUGCUUCUGCCGGAGAUCUUUCACGAAACAUUCGUAUGGACGAGGGGCCGGAACUCCGCUAGUUUGCAAGCCCGAUGAGGAAGAGAAUGGAGGCCUGUGCUACAAAGCUUGUCCGCAGGGAUUCGCGGGCCAGGGCCCGGUUUGCUGGGAGGAAGCGAGCUCUGUGUCGCGCGCAUUCCCACACAAGUGCAACGCGGUACUCUACACGGUUGACAGUGCUACCUGUGCCGCCAUAGCCGCGGAGCUCGCUAAAACUGGGAGCUUCACCGCCGUUUGUGUCGCGCUGGGACUGGCCGUCGCGUUCGCUGCUCCUGGAGCGUCACUGCUCAUGCCGGCCGCUUCUUUCUUCUGUGGCAAAUCCUUCGACGCCAUCGUGGAGCAAGCGCAGCACAUAUUGGAGAUCACGCAGGCUAAAGCCUGUGCUGCUGCCUAGAUUCGUUCCACUCAUAUAACUUGAAAAAUACCUCGUGGUAAGAGCGAAAGA
Molecule: messenger RNA, 903 nt
Organism: Selaginella moellendorffii
Lineage: Eukaryota; Viridiplantae; Streptophyta; Lycopodiopsida; Selaginellales; Selaginellaceae
Exons: 3
Source: RefSeq, a predicted model, not a curated record